Molecule: messenger RNA, 1456 nt
Organism: Armigeres subalbatus
Lineage: Eukaryota; Metazoa; Arthropoda; Insecta; Diptera; Culicidae
Product: retinol dehydrogenase 12-like
Exons: 5
Coding region: 378-1349 (323 amino acids)
Source: RefSeq, a predicted model, not a curated record
CGCGCCGUCUGACGAAAUGAAAAGCAACAUUUGCAACUCAACGUAGUUUACAUCACAGCGCAGAAAGCGCGGCCAGCCACAACAGUAACUGCUCUCAGCGCCAGCGGGUUCAUCCGUCCAUUAGUAUUCGACCGGAGCAGUGGCUUCCUUUUUUUCCGCCGAGCGCCAGCAAAUUACAUUUACGUUGGAAUUAGUGAAAUAGUAUCUCGCAUUGCUUGCCGGCAUUCCGAACCACGCGGUCGUCAACGAGCAAUCAAGCCGGCUGGUCAACCGAAAAGAAACGCACUGUUUAGUUUUUAACUGCGCUUUGCCGGCUUCGAGUUUGGUUUUCUUGCAUCGUACCAUCCAUUUAGAGUAUUAUUUAGUCAGUAGGAAACAUGAUUCCGAUCGUCCACAUCGCGGCGUAUUCCGCGAUUGCAUUCGUUGGGUUCAAAUUGUUGAGAUUAUUCAUCGAGGGAGGCCAGUUUAGGAAGGGAACGCGUUGCGAUGGUAAGGUGAUUUUGAUAACCGGGGCCAACACUGGAAUCGGUAAAGAAACCGCUAAGGAGUUGCUCAAGCGUGGCGGGAAGGUUUACAUAGCAUGCCGGUCAUUGGAGAAGGCUAAUCAGGCCCGGGAGGAACUGAUAGCAGAAACCGGUAAAAGCGAUAUUCAUGUGCGCGAGUUGGACCUGUCUUCGCUGGAAUCGGUGAGGACGUUUGCCACAAAGUUCCUCCAGGAAGAGCCACGUUUGGAUAUACUGAUUAACAAUGCCGGUGUGAUGGCGUGCCCGAAAGCGUUGACCAAAGAUGGGUUCGAGCAGCAAUUGGGCGUGAAUCAUUUGGGACACUUUCUGCUGACGAAUUUACUGUUGGACCGGUUGAAGGCGUCCGCUCCUUCUCGGGUGGUGAAUCUGUCCAGCCUGGCGCAUCGAUACGGAACGAUAAACAAGCGUGAUUUGAAUAGCGAGCAGUCGUACAACCAAGUUAUGGCAUACUGCCAGAGCAAGUUAGCCAAUGUGUUAUUUACUCGUGAGUUGGCGAAACGAUUGGAGGGAACUGGAGUGACAGCGUACGCGGUACACCCAGGAGCCGUUCAUACCGAGCUGACUCGACAUAUGGGAAGCAUUUUCUUUCUAUUUGAGCAAAAUCUAAUAAAACCGAUUUUACGUCUUACAUUCAAAAGUGCCAAAUCGGGGGCUCAAACCAGCCUGUACACAGCACUCGAUGAAGACUUGGCACAACAAAGUGGAAAAUAUUACGCAGAUUGCCGCGAACAGAAAACAAGCAAACAGGGAACUGACGACGACACCGCUGGUUGGUUGUGGAACGUCAGCGAAAAGAUGGUGGGCCUUUCAGGGAAAUCUUCCUAAAUUUUUGAUGUGAGCCAAACCCAUUACAUUCAUAUACAAGUUAUCUUUUCUUAGUUAUUAUUGGUGUGUUUAUUUAUGUUAUUGUUGGAAUAAAAAAAUAACUUUGA